GGGGACGGAGAGUUCUGUGCCGCGGCGGCCUCGUCGGGGAAGCCGGGCAUCUUGGCGACCUCGGAGGGCGGCGGCAGCCACGACUGACCCUCGGCGUUCAGCUUGGGGGCGGAGCCUUCGCCAUCAGGCUCUGGCGAAGCCUUCCUCUUCACACUGCGCAGGUGCUUCCCCCUGUCUGAGGCGGAAAGUAAGUCAAAUGGAGCACUUCCUGUCGCCAUGAUGUCAUCCUACCUGUCUUGGACGAGGAGGCGGGGCCGUCACACGCCGUCAUCCGCGGCAUGGUCACGUGCUCCUUCUUCAGCCUGCCGUCCAGCGCGUGCAAGGCCAUGAGCUCGCGCACGCUCUUGCCCGCCAUGUUUUUCUCCAGAGCCGCGGCGUGGCUGCCGUUGACCAGCUGCCGUCGCGGGUUGGGGCUCUGGCGGUUCGGCUCGGGCGUCUCGUCGCCUUUGGGCAAGCCGUUGGUCAGCCGCGCCGCCUGGUAGUCCGGACCCGGGCGCGGCGCGUAGCGGUCCCCGGCCGAAUGGUGGAGCUCCUUCCCGGGGAGAGGUGCCUUCCCCGGCUGCGAGGCUCGGCCCUCCCGGAGGCCGUGGGCCCGCUUGAGCUGGCGGGCGGCUUCGAUGACGAACUCGACCCUGUCGGCGCCCUCGUAGUUGACACAGCCGCGACACACCGCCUCGCUGAAGUCCCAGACGACGGCCCAGGGCAUGCGGGGCAGGUCACACAGGUAGCAGGACUGGCGCCGGGACGCGGCCCCGGCCGACAUGUUGUUGCCGCGGGGACUCGGAACAAAGAGUCCACGGUGGAGGACUUUAGUGCGGCGAGGAAAAGCAGCCCCCGUGGCGGGAAGCCAUCGUGUUGCUUUCGUGGACGCGCGCACGACUCCUCGCUCGUGGCAAUAAAGCCCGCUGACGUCACGGCUCGUGCGCGGUGCCUGUGUUUACUGGAGUGCCGCACAUGCGCACGAGGGGGGCUGGCGCCAGAGAUUGUUGUUUCGUAAAACGGCUCACUACUCAUCUUUUGUCGCCCUCCGAUGAAACACAAUGGAGUGGCGAGGUCACACAACUGCAGCCAUGCGACAUCCCAACAGUAUCAUCGAGCCAGAAGAAAGUGUCCUCGCGAGAAUCCCUGUCGGCAAUCCUCAGCCGACGUUCUGGACCGCACAAUUCCUGGAGGACUUGAAGGCCAGGUUUGUGCGGUCCCAGCCUACAGACGCGGACCCUCUCCCCGCGGCAACGCCACCGGCUUCGGCUCUCCGACCGGCGCGUCCCCCGCCGCCAUCUUUCCUCUCGGCUCAACGGCUGGCUACGGCUCUCCGACCAGCACGUCCGCCACUUCCUGCAUGCCUCGCGGCUCCCGCGGCAACGCUACCGGCUACGGCUCUCCGACCGGCGCGUCCUCCGCCGCCAUCCUUCCUCUCGGCAACGCUGCCGGCUACGGCUCACCGACCGGCGCGCCCGCCUCCUCCUUCACGUCUCGCGGCUCCUGCGGCUCCGUCGCCGACUGCGGCUCUCCGACCGGCACGUCCGCCGCCGCCAUCCUUCCCGUCGUCUGCUGAGCUGCUUCUCCCUGCUCCUACGCAGCUUCCAGCGGCUGCUCCCCGGCUGCUCUUUUUGCCAGCUCCCGCUCUCUUUUUUGGUCCGCCGAGAGCUCCAGUGGAGCCCACAGUGAGGUCGCUUUUGUCCUCCUGCUGGGACUUGGCACGGGACGUGUCUUCGUCCCUCCUCCUGGUCCCCUCCCGCCCGUCCCUGGUUUUCGCACCGGGGGACUCCGACGAGCAGGCACGUUUUCCCGCAUGUGUGAACGGUGUCUGGCAGCCACCUAGUGGA
Messenger RNA from Nerophis ophidion (straightnose pipefish), 1826 nucleotides. RefSeq names its product protein SPT2 homolog. The coding region runs from base 1031 to 1555 and encodes 174 amino acids. Lineage: Eukaryota; Metazoa; Chordata; Actinopteri; Syngnathiformes; Syngnathidae. The record is from RefSeq and is a predicted model, not a curated record. The transcript has 2 exons.